UCAAGCGUAGAGAGAGAAAUAAACAAGCUUGCUCAAGAAAGACUUUGUUUGUUUUUGAGCGUGUGUUAUACCCGUUUCGUGCGGAGGAGGAAACCACACGCGCAAAACGCGAGGAGGAGUACGUCCGCGUGCGCGUAGAGAGUGCAGCGCACGAGCGAAUAAAUGUGAAGGAGAGGGAGGGAUAUGCCUUCCAUACAGGGCAGAAGCCUUACUUCCCACUAAGAUCCCAGGCAUAUCCUCUUUCAUCCAAGUAAAUCGGUCAGUCUCACUUUUUAUGUUACCGCGAAUAUUCUUCCUCAUAUCCUCUGUUUAGAGGUUUAGAACUUUAAAAGAUAUUUUUUGUUUAUCAUUUUUAAAGGAAAAGUCAUUAAGCCCCUUGUUGUGAGAGAGGAGAGGAGAGGAGAGGAGAGGAGAGAGGUGAGCUCAUUGUGUCGUAUAAAUGUACACAUCAUCCAAAAGCAAGGCUCUACAAAAGCAAUCACCCAGCGGGGGAUUUCCGGUGGAUAUGGCUGCCGUGAGCGUGAGGAGCAAGCAGGUGACGGACCCACUCGACGAUCGGGCCAAGGCCAGGCUUUACGGCUAUGGCUGGUACAGCGGCAGCAGCAGCAGCAGCAGUGGCAGCGAGCACGAACCUGAUUCUGAGUCCCUCGGCCGCCUCAUCUACAGUUUCAUGGAAGACGAUGAACCUCCUUCGCCUGUUAAUGGGCCUUACGAUUCCACCACUAUGGUGGAGGAUGGGGAUUGCGACGAUGCCCAAAUUGUUGAGAUGCUUAAGGGGCUUGUCCAGCCUCCUGAUCGCGUGGUUGCCUCCCUUGUUGAAAGGGCCUUGCAAAGUUGUUCCUCUCACGAGGAGAGGUCGGUUCACCGGAGAAGAGUGAUGACUGACCUGAGGCAGCAUGGUUACAAUGCAGGGCUCUGCAAGUCCAAAUGGGAGAAAUCGGGCGGCCUCAAUGCUGGGACCUACGAAUACAUCGAUGUGAUCAAGGCAGAUCAGAGGUACCUCAUCGACCUCGACUUUGUGAGCGAAUUCGCCAUCGCAAGACCCACCCCAUACUACACCGUUGUCCUGGGGGCCCUGCCUUGGGUUUUUGUGGGGAAAGUGGAGCAGCUGAAGCUGGUUGUCAGGUUAGUGAGCGACGCCGCCAAGAAGUCGAUGAAAGCCGGAGAUCUCCACCUACCCCCUUGGAGGAAGAAUCGAUAUAUGCAGGCUAAGUGGUUUGGUCCCUACAAAAGGACUGUGAACCCUGUAGCCGGAGGCGCCACCGACGUCAGAUCGCCGCCAGAGUCAGCGCAGAUGGCACGAUCUGUGGGGUUCGCGGCCCCAGUGGCCUCGAAAUGCAGGGAGCGGCCGCCGUUUGGUGGUGGCGGGAUCAGACACCAAAUAAAAAUCAAUUUAAUUUAACUGGUUGUUUAAAGCCGGGAAGGAACCCCCACCGUACGCGGCGGGCCGUGGCCGAUCGGGCGACGAAAAGUCGGCGGAGGAAGAGACACACUUCAAGGGGCCUGUUAUUUUUCCUUUUUUUUUUUUCUUUUUUUUCUCGGUAGUUUUUUAUUAUUCUAUGGUGUCGACAUCGAAGACUCUGGAAGACGCGAUUUGAUUAUCGCGACGCGUGUCUCAUUGAUUUGACAGGCUUGCCUGCUGAUGGAUGGUGGAUGGCCUCCUUAUCCGUUUCGAAGAGGAGACGGGAACUCUACUCUGGCUUGCGACCUGGCGUUUGGACCUGUACCGAGCACACGUGGCAUUUUAUUGCUUAUAUUUGGCAAUCCCUCUUUGUGUAUAGUGUCUCCAAUGGUUCAUUUUAUUGCUUAGAUUUGGCAAUCCUCUCUUUGUAUUGUCUCUCCAAUGGGCAGGUGUGGGACCGAUGAAAUAGAGAUUAGUGCAAGUCUUUUUUUUGGGGUGGAGCAUAGGUUGGGCCCAUUGAAAUUAUAAUGUAAAAACUUUUUCUUCCUUGGCAC
Amborella trichopoda is the source of this 1956-nucleotide messenger RNA. NCBI's taxonomy places the organism in Eukaryota, Viridiplantae, Streptophyta, Magnoliopsida, Amborellales, Amborellaceae. The record is from RefSeq and is a predicted model, not a curated record.